AUGGUCGACGUUGGGCACAACGAAAUAGAGCAAGAAACAGCUCCCCAAGUCCGGCGUUCUCUCAGCGGUCGAUUCCAGCUCCUUGACCCGAACGCCCUCCACCGGAUUUGGAGGUCCUGGAUUCGAGGGGACAAGCCUACCAUGCACGAGGAGGCAGUCAUACCCGUCCAACCACCUUCAAGGUAUUCCACAGAGCCGGAACCAACUCGUCGAGAGAUUGAGAGACUCUUGGAUAUAGCAGAGGUGAACCCCGAUGCGCCCAAGAAGGUCCGUCAUCUCAAGAUUAUGUUACGAGCUCACGAGUUGUCGACGUCGGUUUUCAACGAGAACGCGGCGCGUCUCUUGGUUCUUGUUCAGAAAAUGACGCGGGUGUCGAGGUUUACUUUUGAACUUCCGGAGAUUCCUGAGACUGCAGGUCUUGGGGCCUCGUGGUGGAGGGAGACGAUGACCGGGAAGGGUCGGGAGGUGUUCGUGCACUUGUUAUCACUUCCUUCAUUGCGGCAUCUCGAUAUCGAGGGGAUAGAGAUCCCAUCCACUUGGUACUCCCGUCAUCCCAAGCUCGAGACUCUUAGAGUCUGGGAUUCCUUCUGCCUCGACCCAUCGGAGUCGAACCUCGAGCGCCCGUCAUGGCCGCGUCUACGGGCGCUUACCAUCGGACGCAAACAAUGCCAAAGUAUCGCCAACCUCCUCGACCUCACCCUCCGCACGGCACCCCACUUUCUCAAUUCCCUCCAUGCCCUACACAUCCAAUGCUCCAACGCCGAUAUUCCCAGUUUAAACCAAGUCCUACGGCUCAAUUGCAAGAACCUAACCGAGUUCUUCUGUUGCGUGGGUUUCAAUGAUAGAAUGACGCAAGGACAGGUUCUCGAUCUCCGCUAUUCGACGAAAUGCAGGACCAUGGCUUUUCAGUUUAACGCGCCACAGGAGAGCUACGCGUCUGCCUACCCGCUUAUCUGGUCGACACUUCAAACCAUCCCAGCAGGGACGGUGGAAGACCUCCACCUCCUCUUCCGAUGUUCGUGCCCUCUGACGGAGAGCCACGAUCCCUGGGACCCAUACCCCUAUUGGAAGGACCUCGACGACUUCUUAGCCCCGCGUAUGCUGGGAGAGGAUGGGAGCAGGCUUAGGACCUUGAGUGUGAAGAUGUGCUAUGUGCGGAGUUGUACGGAUUGUGUGGAUGGGUAUACGUUGUUCCCGGUUGCGACGUUGGCGCCGAGACUUGAGGGUCUUCGGUCAGCGAUGAUGCCUAUGGAGAGGAUUAGGUUGGAGUACACAGGUGAGAAGCCGUAG
Coprinopsis cinerea okayama7#130 is the source of this 1290-nucleotide messenger RNA. RefSeq lists its product as hypothetical. Bases 1 to 1290 code for a protein of 429 amino acids. NCBI's taxonomy places the organism in Eukaryota, Fungi, Basidiomycota, Agaricomycetes, Agaricales, Psathyrellaceae. The record is from RefSeq and is a predicted model, not a curated record. The transcript has a single exon.